This is a messenger RNA of Raphanus sativus (radish), 1070 nucleotides long. RefSeq names its product expansin-like A2. Gene Ontology annotation, biological process: sexual reproduction. NCBI's taxonomy places the organism in Eukaryota, Viridiplantae, Streptophyta, Magnoliopsida, Brassicales, Brassicaceae. Gene Ontology annotation, cellular component: extracellular region; plant-type cell wall; plasmodesma. The transcript is spliced from 3 exons. Bases 87 to 881 code for a protein of 264 amino acids. The record is from RefSeq and is a predicted model, not a curated record.
CUUCUCUUGUCUAUCUAUCAUUCAUAUUACUACUAAGUUUUGUUGCAUCUUUCUCUCUUUAGUAUUAAAGCAAACCACAAACAAAAAUGGGAAGCUGCUUUCUCUUCUUCGUCGUUUUACUAUUAUCGUCUUCCGUUGACGCCUGCGACCGAUGUCUCCAACGCUCUAAGGCUGCUUAUUUCUCCUCUGCCUCUGCUCUCUCCUCGGGAGCUUGCUCCUAUGGUUCUAUGGCUACGAGUUUCUUCGCCGGUCACAUAGCCGCUGCCGUGCCUUCAAUAUACAAAGACGGCGCCGGCUGCGGAGCUUGCUUCCAGGUCAGAUGCAACAACCCUUCUCUUUGCAGCACCAGAGGAACCACGGUGAUGGUCACCGACCUGAACAUGAGCAACCAAACAGAUCUUAUCCUCAGCAGCAGAGCCUUCAGGGCCAUGGCUAAGCCGGUUAUUGGCGCCGACAGAGAUCUUCUUAGACAAGGCGUUGUGGACAUUCAAUACCAGAGAGUCCCUUGCGACUACGGAAACAAGAAGAUGAUGAAUGUGAGAGUUGAAGAAUCAAGCAAGAAGCCAAACUACUUGGCGAUAAAGCUCUUAUACCAAGGAGGCCAAACCGAAGUCGUAGCCAUCGACAUUGCUCAGGUUGGUUCUUCCCAUUGGAGUUACAUGACCAGAAGCCACGGAGCCGUCUGGGUCACUGACAAAGUACCAACCGGACCUCUUCAGUUCAGAUUCGUGGUGACUGCUGGCUUCGACGGCAAAAUGCUCUGGUCCCAGCGAGUUCUUCCGGCCAACUGGGAAGCUGGCAAGAUCUACGACGCCGGCGUUCAGAUCACCGACAUUGCUCAGGAAGGUUGUGAUCCAUGCGACGAUCACAUCUGGAACUGAUUUUUUUUUUUUUUUUACAUAGCCUCAUGUGUAAUCAGCUAUUCACUAUUAUUUGAUUUUAACUGCAAUCAAUGUUAAUUUAUUAAAAACAAAAGAGAACUAAAGAAAGAUUAAAAGAUGGAUAUACAUAUACAUGUAUGUACAAAAGAGGUCUAUAUAUAUAUGUACACAGGACCACCUUUCUUUCUA